UUUACAUGGAAACGUGUAAACUUCCGGUCCAAUCAAGCGAGCACCUGUUGAGACUUAUUCGUGAUUUGUUCUCAGUAUACCGUUGGUAAUCAGUAGCGAUGGAGUUAAGAGAACGAAAACCACCAACUUUGAAGGAAAAAUUUUCCGAUCAUUACAAGAACAGAGAUUUUACGGUGAAAAAAACACAGAUAAACACAAUUGGUGUGGCUUUCUUUUGGGGAAUGUGGAUUUCUCUUUUCAUUGAAGGCCACAUAUUGACAUUUCAACUGUAUGGCGAUAACUGGAUAAAAACCGGCGUAAUAUUUGUAUUGAUUUGGUUUUCGGCUUGGCAAUCGUUCAUUAAUUGGUUUGGAACUUAUUUAGUUGAUGUAUCAAAAGUUGAUGCUGCGGUGAAGGAGAAACAUCACCCUGGGACUCUUGAGACACCGGCAGGCUGGUACAACUGUCCUAAUUGUCAGGUUGAUGUCCCACCAAGAUCGUUCCACUGCAAGUACUGUAACAAAUGUGUUCUGAAAAGAGAUCACCACUGCUUCUUCACCAAUUCCUGUAUUGGAUUCUAUAAUGAGCGAUUCUUCAUUAUAAUGUGUAUAUCAUUAGUCUGGUGCAAUGCAUUCGCCUCGUUUCUACAAGUUUCCUACCUCAACCAAUCAAUACCGCUGUCUCUUUUUGAUAUCCUGAAUUACUUUGCGCCAGUUGCAUUUUUCCAGAUGUUAUUCGGGAACAUGACAUUUUUCCAGUUUUUCUUAACACUUCAUUUAUUUUUCACGGUUGGAUGUUUUUUCAGUGCUAUAUUUUUCACAUAUUAUCAUUUGUUCCUGAUCUGUUACGGUAUGACCUCGUUUGAGAGUACUAAGAAAAUGAACAUUUAUUCACACGAUACCGUCUUGGAUAAUUUAAGAUCUGUAUUUGGCGCAUUGCGCUUGAUUCCUCUGCAAUUCAUUUUUCCGUUUAGAGUGGAUCAAAUUGACGAUGGCGUGAAUUGGAACAUCAGGAAGCGAGUCAAGGGGAAUUGACCUUCGGAUAAGUCAGAUAACUCUUAAAAUUCGUCGAUGCGUUUGUGUCGACCAUUCUCAGAACUUUAUUUAUUGUAAGCUUCUAAGUAACGUAGAUUAUGUUACUGCUGUUUCAUAUAUAUGUUUAGAAGCAUAGAGAAACUGCCUAUUACAAGCGCAUAAAUGAUUGCAAGAGUUAUCUCCUAUUUACCUUUGGCUUUCCCCUUAAAAAACACUUUGCUCAGCGUCAAGUACAUUGUGCAUAAUAUGAAUGUGUUCGAACAGUCCCAAUAUGGCUCAUUUCGACAGUCGUGUUCAGCUAUGAAGUCAUUGACCAUUAAGGAUGUACUAUUUAUUUAUCAAUCUGUUUAUAUUAUUUGUUCGUACAUUUUCAUAUUUAUAUUUUGUUAAUAAACACAAUGAAAAUAUA
This is a messenger RNA of Mytilus trossulus (common blue mussel), 1422 nucleotides long. Its product is annotated as palmitoyltransferase ZDHHC22-like. The coding region runs from base 99 to 1013 and encodes 304 amino acids. Lineage: Eukaryota; Metazoa; Mollusca; Bivalvia; Mytilida; Mytilidae. Gene Ontology annotation, molecular function: palmitoyltransferase activity. The transcript has 2 exons. The record is from RefSeq and is a predicted model, not a curated record.